Peromyscus eremicus (cactus mouse) is the source of this 1235-nucleotide messenger RNA. RefSeq names its product eukaryotic elongation factor 2 lysine methyltransferase (gene Eef2kmt). Lineage: Eukaryota; Metazoa; Chordata; Mammalia; Rodentia; Cricetidae. The record is from RefSeq and is a predicted model, not a curated record. The transcript has 8 exons. Bases 13 to 1026 code for a protein of 337 amino acids.
CCCCGCCCCGCGAUGGCGCCUGAGGACCACGAGGGGGCCACGUCUCUGCUGCAGAGUUUCGAGCGCCGCUUCCUGGCGGCUCGCGCGCUUCCCUCCUUUCCCUGGCAGAGCCUAGAAGAGAAAUUAAGGGAGCCCUCGGGUUCUGAGCUGCUGCUGGCUAUUCUGCAGAAGACUGUGAAGCACCCUGUGUGUGUACAGCACCUGCCGUCUGUGAAGUACGCCCGCUGCUUUCUCUCAAAGCUCAUCAAAAAGCAUGAAGCUGUGCCCACAGAGCCUUUGGAUGCACUGUAUGAGGCGCUGGCAGAGGUCCUGAUGGCCAAAGAGUCCUCCCAGUGCCACCGGAGCUAUUUGCUGCCUUCAGGAGACUCAGUCACACUCUCUGAGAGCACAGCCAUCGUGUCCCAUGGCACCACAGGCUUGGUUACCUGGGAUGCUGCUCUCUACCUGGCAGAGUGGGCCAUCAAGAACCCAGCAGCCUUCACUGACAGGACUGUCCUGGAGCUAGGCAGUGGAGCUGGCCUCACAGGCCUGGCCAUUUGCAAGGCGUGCUACCCCAGAGCAUUCAUCUUCAGCGACUGUCACGGCCAAGUGCUUGAGCAGCUCCGUGGAAAUGUGCUCCUCAACGGCUUCUCCUUAGAGCUGUACACUCCCACUGACCCAAGCAGCCCAAAGGUGACAGUGACCGAGCUGGACUGGGACGAGGUGACAGCCGCUCAGCUCUCUGCCUUCCAGGCAGAUGUUGUCAUUGCAGCAGAUGUGCUAUACUGCGGGGAAGUGACACUGUCAUUGGUCAGGGUCCUGAAGAUGCUCAGCGCCUGCCAGAGGAAGAAUGAUCCUGUGGUCUACGUGGCCUAUACCAUCCGCAGCCAAGACACGGGCAAGCUGUUCAUCACAGAGCUGGAGCGCGCAGGGAUCUACUGGGAAGAGGUGCCUCCUCAUGCCGGCCAACUGUUCCCUUAUGAAGAGCACUCGGCCAUCGUAAUCCUGAAGCUCGUGCUGAAUGGUCGCCACAGUGUUGGAAGGUGAUUGGAACAAUGAGAUCGCUGUCAUGGGAAGAGUCCACAGGAAAGCUGAAAAGGCUUUUGUUGGGCAGGAAUGUUAAAUAACAAACCACAGAUGUACAGUAAGCACAGGCUUUGAGUGCUGGUGCCUGUCCUCAGCAACUCAUCUGCAAUGGACACAGGCUCAGAGCAAGCAUUUCCUUUGCACUAAUAAAAACAUGAAUUUAUCAAGUA